AUGACAAAACUCGAACUGCACGACAAAACUUCCAUGACCAUCACUACUAGAGCAACCCUUGCUACCUCUACAGCAACUUUAAUAACCCUAUCCUUCAUUUUAUCAAUCGCGUCCUCAUCAUCAAUCUACACCAAGAUACCAACAGCACCAUCGUCCACUUGUUAUCCCGACGCAUCAGAAACAACACAAUACUCCGUAAGAUCAGUGCAAAGAUGUGCUGCUCGUUGCAGCGUUCUACCGACCUGCAAAAGAUUCAAUUAUUAUUACCAGAGUAAUGUCUAUGGAACUGCUGGAGAUUGUUGCUUGUUUCCAUCCUCCAACUGCCAGGAUGUGCCUAGCAUCACAGGAUUUUUAGCGUACGUUGAUCACGUUGAAUCGAAAAUAAAUAGGAACUAUCGUAAUGAUAUGGAAGCAAGGCUCAGCAAUUCAGAUGCAGCACUCAAGAAAUUUUGGAAGACGGAAAAUGGGCAAAAGAAUUGUGCUCCUCAAUCCAACUACUAUGUAGGCAUGCCGAACCCAACAAGCACCACUACAGCGAGCACUUUGAAGACCACAACAACUGCACCAUCCUACGAUUGCCUCACUGUCAACCCUUGUCUGAAUGUUAAUUACGCGACUAACCCGAGCGGGUUAUACCCCCACGUGAACACCAACAUGUACAUCCAAUGUUCCAACAACAUUUGCUACGCUAGGAACUGUUCGUCAACUUUACUUUAUGAUGACUCUAAAAAAACUUGUGCUUGA
Helobdella robusta is the source of this 744-nucleotide messenger RNA. RefSeq lists its product as hypothetical. The record is from RefSeq and is a predicted model, not a curated record. Lineage: Eukaryota; Metazoa; Annelida; Clitellata; Rhynchobdellida; Glossiphoniidae. Gene Ontology annotation, cellular component: extracellular region. The transcript has 4 exons. Gene Ontology annotation, molecular function: chitin binding. Bases 1 to 744 code for a protein of 247 amino acids.